This is a messenger RNA of Phytophthora infestans T30-4, 516 nucleotides long. RefSeq lists its product as uncharacterized. The transcript has 2 exons. NCBI's taxonomy places the organism in Eukaryota, Oomycota, Peronosporomycetes, Peronosporales, Peronosporaceae. The record is from RefSeq and is a predicted model, not a curated record. Bases 1 to 516 code for a protein of 171 amino acids.
AUGAAGCUCAACGUGUCCCUCGCUCUAGCCAUCUCCGCUUUGGUGAAGCUCCAGCACGUCGUGAGUCCCGUACUGGCGUCGACCAACCUCCUGGACAGCGACAACUUCUUCGUGUGCGGCUCCAAGGUGCCUGGUAUGAACGGCCACUACGUGUUGCAGCCACCGGACGUGGUGCAGUCGGACCCAGACACGCCCGUAUUCUUCAGAGAAGAUGGCGAAGACGAAGCUCUAGCUACAGAUUUCCGGCUGUUCCGUCACAACGGCUUCUGGAUGAUCGCCGACGUCGAACCGUGGCCGCCAGUUACGCACUUCCGCUGCGAUCCCACCAAGACGCAGGUCAUCGGCGUGGACGUCGCUGAAGUGUGCGGCUUGGGGCAGAUUACGCCACCUCGGAUCGGCUAUUCGCCUGCCGAUCCCAAGCUGGGCGACUUCUCUCUCACUCUACAUCGCCAUACCUGUCAAGAAGAACUACAGAUUGACACACGUAGGAACUUCUCUCGAAAGGAAGAGCUUUAA